AUCUUACCAGUUUGAAAUGUUCUUUCGGUUUUAAUGUACUUUCGAUUUCAGUUUAAAAUCAAAGUAAAGACAAUGCAGGAUGCCAUAUAUACUCCUUUCCAUGUCGACCGGUAAAUCUGAAAAGUAUUCCAAGCAUCCGUCAUAUACUACAGAGGGAAAUAGUGAAAACAACAGCGCGUUUCUUAACAAUUUUCAAUGUGAAAACAUCGAGCCUAAAAGGAAAAUCUCAAAAUGUUGUUAUGUUUGCAUUUUGUCGAUUAUUUUGAAUAUAGUAUUAUUGAUAGCCGUGUCUACAGCAGGGGUAGCUUUGCUUAAAUCAAAAUCAGACGUUAACAGGCAGAGAAUAAAAAAGCCGUCGGAAGAUUUCAUACUUGUUCCGUGUGAACGAAAUCCUACAAAUGGACCGAGCUUUCAAAAUAUCCAAUACUGCCACAAAACAUCGGACCAAGCAGUAAGGAAUUUACUAACACUGUUUACUACAGAGUACAUCGGCCGAAGAAAUUUAAGCGAAGAGCAACUUUAUAAAGAUGAAAACCGCCCUGUUCUUCGACAAAAACUUGGUGAAUUAUAUUAUUUGUGGAAGAAUAACGCAUCAGAAGUAACACUGAUGACUUCGAAGCACACGAGAGAAGAAAGCCGCCACAACAGCAAAACAUCUUUGACAGUACAAUCUGAUGGAAGUUAUAUUAUAUAUGUGUCACUGCAGUAUUGUUUCAGAGUAAUCAACCAGACAUCUGAUAAUGGUAUAGUGUCUUUGAAGAUUGUUCGACAUGCUGGAAACAAAAACGAUGUAUUAUUUCACAAUGAUGUCCAUUAUAGGAGUGGACUUCUAUCUUUUAUUCCAGAAAAUAUCUUACUUCCCGUGAAUUUGGCAAAGGGUGACCAGCUAUCCUUGCACGUCACAAAUAUACCAAAUCUUUACGCAAUGAAAAUUAGCAACGUCUUUGGGUUACAGGAAAUCAGACAAUACUAGUUCGGCAAUACUUACACACAGUUUGACAUAGAACAUCCAGAUUUGCAGUGGUUCAUUUUAUACUGAACCUUCCUAUAAUUGUGCAGAAUGUCUGUAAUAAACGCAAAACAAUUUGAUUCGAUAUUGUACUACAAUGUAUAUGUCUUUAUUUUAGCUUUACGCCUCGGUUGUUACUUUUUGAUUGCGGGUUUGGUUUAGCUGCAUGCCCAAAGUUGUUGUUAUUAUAAACUCAUUGGCAAGCAAACCACAUAUAUAAUCUAUAAUUUUUUUAUAUAUUGAUUUACACGAGAGAUUUAUUUUUUAAAUGCACGUUUUGUUUUUUAAAAUUAAUCCUUAGCAAUUUUUGUUUUGAAUGUUCAUUUUCAUCGAUCCUCACUGCUUGAACUGUUACAAAAUGCACGCAUAAUAAGGAGAAAACAAUACUCUAAUUUCAUUUUCAUUUGGUUUUGUAUAUAAGUUCACUUAAAUCUCUAAUUGGUUGAUUAAUAUGUGUGAUAUAGGGUUCGUUUAAACUUAUUUCUUUAUUGGUCAAAAUAGAAAUGUUCUUGAAAACCUC
This is a messenger RNA of Mytilus trossulus (common blue mussel), 1529 nucleotides long. RefSeq lists its product as uncharacterized. Bases 80 to 973 code for a protein of 297 amino acids. The record is from RefSeq and is a predicted model, not a curated record. Gene Ontology annotation, biological process: immune response. NCBI's taxonomy places the organism in Eukaryota, Metazoa, Mollusca, Bivalvia, Mytilida, Mytilidae. Gene Ontology annotation, cellular component: membrane. Gene Ontology annotation, molecular function: tumor necrosis factor receptor binding. The transcript has 3 exons.